AUGGCUACUGCCCAACAGAUCUCAAACUUGAGCGAGCUGGAACACAGCGGUCCAUUAGCACCAUGGAAAACCGAAGAGCGAGCAAAGCAAAAAGAAGAGCCCAACUCUCGAAACAAAUCAAAAGAGCCAAGAACUAUCACUAGCAACACCAGACGUCCCAGUGCCGAUAAAUUCUCUUCAAAGAAUGCUUCUACUCAAACCAAAUUUUCCUACUCGUCGGCAGCCUCGGUUUUUCUAGAAGAAGCGGAUCAAAUAUCUUCAGCAGGUGGUACGACUGGUUUGCUCUCAAUGUCUCAAAAUGGUAUUGAACAUUCAAAUGGUCGCCUGGUUUCAAGCAGUCUUUCAAAACAACACAGGGGUAUUCAUACUUCACCGAACCUUGCACAUGUCACCUCGAUGCUUGCCACAGAAGUCCCAUCAUCUACCAUUGGUUCUUGUGUAAUGCAUGCUACUUCACCUUCAAAGAUUGCUCCAGCAAAGCCUACAGCUUUCUUUCCAUCAUUGUGCCAACAACCUCCUGCUGCUGUGUUUAGUGUAGCUGCUUCUCCAAGAGUUUUACCUAUCAUCGAUUCAAGUCUUUCUGUGGCAGCAUCAUCAACUAACAUUGGCUGUGUCGCACUCAAUGGUCAUUUAAGAUCGGAAUUUCCAGCACAAGUUCAACUGUUCGAUUCAAUACCUGCCACAGCACUUCAAAUUCCUGUUGGUCGGCCUGCUUUCACUUCAAAUGCGUCUAUGCAAGUGCUGCCUCGCCCUUCACCAGAUGGAACUAUCAAUGAACUCAUUGAAGCUGACAAUCUUCUGAUGUUCAAUAUUCCUUGA
This is a messenger RNA of Botrytis deweyae, 819 nucleotides long. RefSeq lists its product as uncharacterized. The transcript has 3 exons. NCBI's taxonomy places the organism in Eukaryota, Fungi, Ascomycota, Leotiomycetes, Helotiales, Sclerotiniaceae. The record is from RefSeq and is a predicted model, not a curated record. The coding region runs from base 1 to 819 and encodes 272 amino acids.